GUGCCAAUCAAAUACUUCAUGGCUACCAAUUGGUUCGUGUUGGCUUUACGCCGCCUACCCUCGUAUAAUAUAAAUGUAAUCCACACAUCGCCGUCUUUUCUUGGUUCCUCCUGGUCAGCCGUAUCCCAUCGCUGGAAAACCCGUUCAGUCCACGCUAGCCAACUCAUCCUGCUGAAAUGUUGCCAAGAGUCUUCUUCGAUGUGACCCUUGACGGUAAACCCAUGGGCCGGAUUGUGAUGGAGCUCCGGGACGACGUGGUUCCCAAGACCGCUGAAAACUUCCGUGCCCUCUGCACUGGUGAGAAGGGCUUCGGUUACAAGGGCUCCAUCUUCCACCGCAUCAUCCCCGACUUCAUGUGCCAGGGUGGCGACUUCACCAACCACAACGGAACCGGUGGAAAGUCCAUCUAUGGCAACAAGUUUGGUGAUGAGAACUUCACCCUGAAGCACACCGGCGCCGGCAUCCUGUCCAUGGCCAACGCUGGACCAAACACCAACGGGUCCCAGUUCUUUAUCUGCACUGCCCAAACCACAUGGCUCGAUGGGAAGCACGUGGUGUUCGGCUCCGUGGUGGAGGGUUUGGACAUCGUAGCGGCGAUGGAGAAAAAAGGCAGCCAGAGCGGCAAAACCAAUGGCAAACUCGCCAUCGCCGACUGUGGGCAGCUUUGAGCUGGAGCACAUAACCCUUUCUGCUCAUCCUGUAGCCACACCCCUGUAGGCUCCUACCACCCCCUCCCCAUCGCCAUUCCACAUUCCUGUUGAUGGAGAUUCAAAUGACCCCCUUCCCUCUUGGUUUUUUUAUUCUGUUGUUGACAUCAUGUUGCUGCAUUUGUGACUUUGCCUUUGGAAGUUUCUUUUGCAUUAACGUUUAUUUCCACAAAGUCCCAACGAUUUUUUGUUAAGUCAAAAAAAUGAAGUAAAACUGAAAAGUUGCCUUGACAGCUGAAACGCGUCUGUUUUUUUAUUACAGAGAAACGUUCAACUUGUUAAAGAUUGUCUAAAAGAUAUACGAACAUCAUGGUCAGCAUUUUAGCAGACAUUGUAACUUCAUCACCACAGAACUUCCUCAUCCUGGUGAGUUAGAAGUGAAUGUCAGCAUAGUUUAGCCGUCCAUACAUGUGUGUAUUUUCACUGCUAUUCAUAUCCAUAGCUCUUUAAAAUGUUCCACAGAAUUAAGCAGCAAUAACAGAAAGGAUGUUAAUAAAAGUAUGCUGCUGGUUUGGAAACUGCCAGAGCUAACUUGCCAAUUUAACAUCUGCUCAGCCCAGAACAAAUAAAGUUGUGUCUUUACAGAAUAAAUCUCUGAAAAAGUU
This is a messenger RNA of Eleginops maclovinus (Patagonian blennie), 1312 nucleotides long. RefSeq names its product peptidylprolyl isomerase Aa (cyclophilin A) (gene ppiaa). Gene Ontology annotation, cellular component: intracellular membrane-bounded organelle. NCBI's taxonomy places the organism in Eukaryota, Metazoa, Chordata, Actinopteri, Perciformes, Eleginopidae. Gene Ontology annotation, molecular function: peptidyl-prolyl cis-trans isomerase activity. Gene Ontology annotation, biological process: protein peptidyl-prolyl isomerization; protein folding. The transcript has 4 exons. Bases 177 to 668 code for a protein of 163 amino acids. The record is from RefSeq and is a predicted model, not a curated record.